UCGGGCUCCGGCGUCCGCGUCAUGGACGAGCUGCCUGGCGACCUGCGCGCCUUCCUGCGCGAGCAUCCGAGCCUGCGGCCGCAGCCCGACACCGGCAAGGUUAGGUGUGAGCUGACUGGCCACGAGCUGCCCUGCCGCCUGCCCGAGCUCCAGGUCUACACCCGCGGCAAGAAGUACCGGAGGCUGGCCGCGCCCGACCCGGCCUUCGACUAUGCCCGGUUCGAGCCCCACAUCGUGCCCAGCACCAAGAACCCGCUCCAGCUCUUCUGCAAACUCACCCUCCGGCACAUCAACAAGUCCCCUGCCCACGUGCUUCGGCACACCCAGGGCCGCCGCUACCAGCGGGCUCUGCACAAGUACGCCGAGUGCAAGGAGCGGGGCGUGGAGUAUGUGCCUGCCUGCCUCCUAAACCAGCGGAAGAAGAGGGCAGGCCCCGCGGACGGGGACGCGCCACCUGGGCCCAGGGCAGCCUUCUGGGAACCCGUGUCCAGUGAGGACGAGGGUGCUACGCUGAGUGACAGUGGCGACAGCAUGACGGACCUGUACCCACCUGAGCUGUUCACCCCAAAGGCUGGGGCCGAGGACCUCGCUCCAGAUGAGGAGCUGGUGCCCAAACGCAGGAAGCAGCAGCAGCAGCAGCAGCAGCGGCGACGGCAGAGGCGGGGCUCUGCGGGGAAGCCCAGAAGCCUUGGCGCUCGCAAACAGACCCGUUAGAGACCAGCGUCCAGCCGCGUGCACCCAGCCAGAAGGAUGUGUCCACGUGUGGUGGCAGGAAUAGCACCU
Sorex fumeus (smoky shrew) is the source of this 783-nucleotide messenger RNA. It is a transcript of the gene SURF2, whose product is annotated as surfeit 2. NCBI's taxonomy places the organism in Eukaryota, Metazoa, Chordata, Mammalia, Eulipotyphla, Soricidae. The record is from RefSeq and is a predicted model, not a curated record. The transcript is spliced from 6 exons. The coding region runs from base 22 to 714 and encodes 230 amino acids.